This is a messenger RNA of Podarcis raffonei (Aeolian wall lizard), 5118 nucleotides long. RefSeq names its product solute carrier family 5 member 5 (gene SLC5A5). Gene Ontology annotation, cellular component: membrane. The transcript has 15 exons. Gene Ontology annotation, biological process: thyroid hormone generation; iodide transmembrane transport; sodium ion transport. The record is from RefSeq and is a predicted model, not a curated record. Lineage: Eukaryota; Metazoa; Chordata; Lepidosauria; Squamata; Lacertidae. Gene Ontology annotation, molecular function: sodium:iodide symporter activity. Bases 2392 to 4344 code for a protein of 650 amino acids.
UGGGCUGGCAGGCGAUGGGUGAUAGGAGAUCUGAAGGGCUGCCCAAUGGGAGAUGCCCCAUGGAAAUGCCCCUAAGGAACCAUAAGGAAUCAAGAUAGACUGCCUCAGGUGCUGGAGGUUUCAUAAAGGCACAAGCCUCUAGGAUCAGGCCAAUGGGGGCACAUCUGGCCCACAAGCAGGAUUCAAACACGAGACCAGCCUCUGAUAGACCUCUCCUCCAUGAAUUUAUUGAAUCCUCUGCUGAAGCCGUCAGGGUUGGUGGAAUGUGUUCAUAAUCCCCCCCCAAUAGACUAUUUGUUUAUUGGUAAGUGACUUUCUCAAUGUUUUGCGACAUCAUUUCACUUGAGGCAGAUCUAAACCAUACAUUUGAAGUUCAUACAUCAUUACCAUGGGAACUGCAGUUUUCCCUCUCACAGAGCUGCAAUGCCCAGCUUGCUUAACACACUACAGUUCCCAGGAUUCGGGAAUCCUGUGCUUUAAAUAUCCCUGCAUUGCAGGGGGUUGGACUAGAUGACCCUUUGAGAUCCCUUCCGUCGACAAACGCCAGCUCCCUCAGUCUGAAAAGUGAGAUGAGUGCUGCACCCCCAUACUUGAAUUUGCCUGGACUUAACUAUCUAGGGGUCCUUUACCUUACAAUUCUAUAAUUUUAUGAAAUUUGCUUUCAAUGUUAGGUGUUAGUUAGGACACUUCUCCCUAACAAACUCAUCUUUCUCUCUUCUGCGAAUUUCAUUUGCAAAUAUGUAGCUCUGCUUUCAAAUGCCGGAAAAAUGAAAAUUCUACCCCAUACCUGCAACUGAGCAGCUUUGCUUGUUGCUUCUAUAGGAUAUUUUGUGUUUUUAUAUAUGCUGCAAGCCACCCAGAGUGGCUGGGGAAAUCCACCCAGAUGGGUGGAAUAUAAAUUUAAAAAGAAAGGAAAUAGCCAGUGUUCAGCCCUUGUAAACAGCGUCUGAGUGGAAAUCACUGACUGCCUGAGAAAAGAGCUCAAAAACUCUUUUUGUGUCCGGAUUUUCACUUUUUGAAAUAUGGCUGUCAUGGAUGCUUGACAGAUGUCAAGGUUGGAAGGACACCCUGGGGUCAUCUAGUCCAGCCCUCUUGCAAGGCAGGAAUCUCAGCUCAAGCACCCUUGACAGACCCAACCUUUGCUUAAAAACCUCUCGGCAAGCAUUUCAUUUUCCAAUAUUCUGAUCAUUUCUACUUUUAUUUCUUUCCUUGAUUUCGGGGGUGGGCAGCUGCCCCCUGCCUACGCCCAGGACCUCGCCCUCUGGAAGACUUCCUCUUGCAGAAACCCCAGGUUAUUUUUGCUCGGGCUUCCUGAUCUCAGGGCUGAAAGGGCGCAGAGAAAAAGAGGGGGGGGGAAGAAAGAGAGGGAACCUGGAGCCAGAAUUGCACGUGCCCGGGCCCUUCUUUCCACCAAACAGAUCACCUUUGAUAAAGAAGAAAGGGAUUGGGGGGGGGCGGGAAAGGGUGGCGCCUCCCUCUCUCAUCUGGGCUUCAUAAAAGUCCUGGCAGGUGGCUUGCAAGGAAGCUCUGCAAACAGCUGAUCUCGCCUUUGCAACCCGGGCAAUUCCUCUCUCGGCUUCCCCUUUUGCUUCUUCUAAGCCGAAUUUCUCUUUUUCCUCUCACCUCAGGAUCUCAGCCUCUUCGCUGAACCUCACAGGACAAAUCGCUCGCUUUCUCCCUUUUUAUCCACCUGGCUCCUUUGCUCCUCUAUUCAUUCAUUUCCUUUUGAACUGUUGCUAUCACCUAAACCAGAUUUUCGUUUUUUCAAGAGACAGUGGCAGAGAGGAUAGAGUAGAUUCUAUAAUUGCAAGAUAUAGGUUAUCUUCUUAUUUGAUUCCUACUUUGCAAACAGCAAUUCUGGUGGGGGUGUGUGUGGGGGUGUCUUUGCUGACUUUUUAUCCCUGAGAGAUUUUGGGUGGGUUUUAUUUUCCUGGCUUGAUUCCUUUGCCCUUCCUUGGGUGGGGGGGGGUCUCCUUCUGCUUUCCACACUUUUUUUGUUUCUGUUUAAAUAAAACCUUUGCUCCUUUCUUCCUCGCCUGCAAACUUUUUGCUAUUCUUGUGGUAUCACAUCUUGUGGUUAAGUUGUUUGCUAUCCAGGCACCUCCAAAUCUUGUAAAUAGUAAUUUGUGGAGACUUUCUCUCUCUCUCUCUCUCUCUCUCUCUCUCUCUCUCUCUCUCUCUCCAUCCCUCCCCCCUCUCUUUCACCCCACUUCCUGUACUGAGCAGAGUUGGACCUUUACUCCCUUCUCCCCAAGGACUGAAGCUCAUUUCUCUUCCCUCUGCUGUUGUCCUUCCAACCCUCCAAGUCCUCCUCCUUUUUCUUUCUCCCCUGGACCCACUAAGGGUUGUUCUCUCCACCUGCUGUGGUGCUGGUCCUCUCAGCUGCCCAAUAUGGUGCUAGGAGGUGGUUUAGAGGUCUUCCGAGCAGAGAUGCUCACCUUCAGUUUAUGGGAUUAUGGGGUCUUUGCCUUGAUGCUCCUCAUCUCCACCAGCAUCGGCCUCUUCUAUGCCCUCUCCAAAGGAGGCCAGAAGACUUCUGAGGACUUCUUCACAGGCGGGCGGCAGAUGUCGGCUAUCCCUGUGGGGCUCUCCCUGUCCGCCAGCUUCAUGUCGGCCAUCCAGGUUCUGGGGGUCCCGGCCGAGGCCUAUCGCUAUGGGGUGAAGUUCCUGUGGAUGUGCUUGGGGCAGCUGCUGAACACACUCCUGACCGCUUACCUCUUCCUGCCCGUCUUCUACCGCCUCGGCCUCACCAGCACCUACGAGUACUUGGAAAUGAGGUUCUCCAAAGCAGUCCGCCUGUGUGGGACGAUCCAGUAUAUCAUUGCCACGAUGCUGUAUACCGGGAUUGUCAUCUAUGCUCCAGCCUUGAUCCUCAACCAAGUGACUGGGCUGGAUAUCUGGGCCUCCCUGCUCUCCACGGGGAUCAUCUGCACCUUCUACACAACCAUUGGAGGAAUGAAAGCCGUGAUCUGGACGGACGUCUUCCAAGUGGUGGUGAUGCUUUCGGGUUUUGUCGCCAUCUUGAUCCAGGGGACCAUCCUGGUGGGGAGCCCCGCACAAGUCCUGGCCAUCGCCUACAAUAACUCCCGCAUCAACUUCAACGACUUUAACCUGGAUCCUCGUAGCCGCUACACUUUUUGGACCUUCAUCUUUGGUGGGACGAUGGUCUGGCUUUCCAUGUACGGAGUGAAUCAGGCCCAGGUCCAGCGCUACGUGGCCUGCAAGACAGAGAGAGAGGCGAAAUUAGCUCUCCUUGUCAACCAGGUGGGCCUCUUCUUCAUCGUCUCCAGCGCUGUGGGCUGCGGGAUUGUCAUGUUCACCCUCUACAAGGACUGCGACCCCCUUUUGGCCGGAUACAUCUCUGCACCUGACCAGUACAUGCCUUAUUUGGUCUUGGAUAUCUUUGAGAAAUACCCUGGGGUACCUGGACUUUUCCUGGCUUGUGCAUACAGCGGGACUCUGAGCACGGCUUCCACCAGCAUCAACGCCAUGGCGGCCGUCACCGUGGAGGACCUGAUCAAGCCGAACUUGCCCAGCCUCUCCCCACGGAAGCUGACCCUCAUCUCCAAAGGGCUCUCACUGAUUUAUGGGACGUCGUGCAUCACCGUUGCAGCGCUGUCUUCGUUACUGGGAGGCGGGGUGUUGCAGGGUUCGUUCACCGUCAUGGGCGUCAUCAGUGGGCCCCUUCUGGGAGCCUUCAUCCUGGGCAUGUUUAUCCCAGCUUGCAACACCGUGGGGGUGUUGACUGGGCUUCUUGUGGGAUUUGCCCUCUCUUUCUGGGUGGCUGUGGGGGGCACCCUCUACCCGCCCAGCGCUGCCACCAUGGGGGUGCUCCCAUCCUACGGAGACUUGUGCCCGCUCUACAACGCCUCUGAGGGAACCAACGCCACCAUCGUGCUUGGCCCGCUGCCACCCCAGAACAUAACGGAAGUCGCAGACAGGUUGGCCCUUGUGGAUGACUUCUACGCCAUUUCCUACCUCUACUACGGUGCCUUGGGAACGCUCACCACGGUUGUAAUCGGGGUUCUGGCCAGCUGCCUAACCGGGCCUGCGAAAAGGAGCUCAAAGAAGCCAGGCGUGCUCUGGUGGGACGUCAUGAAGCAGACCGCCAUGGUCUCCCCAGAGGGGCUGAAGAAACCGUUCACCAAGGAUGCAGGGAACUCUCUUGAUCUGCAGAAGAAAGCCUUUGGCUCAACAUCUCUGGUGCCCAGCUUCCCGGCCGAGGAGAAGACCCUGAUGGCCAAGGAGGAGAAGGCAUCAUCAGAGCCAUCUGAGGAGAACCUCUGCGUCUGCAACGCUUUUGACAGCAGCUAUUUCCACCUGCUCAGAGAGACCAACGUGUAAAGGGUUGGGCAGCUGGAGGCCAGAAGCCUCCUGGACCAGCUUUACUUGGGAAAGGACCCCAUUUUGGGAGGGAUGGACCUCAUUCCACAAAGAGAUAUUUGUAGAUCUCUGGCCAGGCCAAGCUGCAACCUCUGGAGAAAUUUGGACAGGGCAUUCCUGGCCUGUUAUCAAAAUCUCGCCAAGUUGUGCCAACAGCACGGGGCGACGUGGACCCCUGGGGGCUUCUGUUUGUCCUUUUAGAGGACAUGCCUCCCUAACUGGGUCCUGUCACGAGGGAGCUUCUUCAUCAGUUCAUUUAUUAGUAUCAAACAGAAGCACAGGAGAUCCAUCAAGGCUUGAGCUGCUGCCCAGGGGGCCUGCUCCUCUCCCCAGAAGCUCGCUUUCUGCGUAUCAGACCCGUCCUGCUGUCUACGGUGGCUGCCAAGGGACCCUUCUGUCGAUGUCUAGUUUUCUGCUCUCUGACAUGGAGGAAACACCUGGUUUUAGGGGAAGGAGGGGGAUCUAUCAGGCUCUCAAGGGACAUCGUAUCAACUAUCACAUCUGGCUCCUGUCUCUGUUCAGGGCGGUUGCAAACUGGAAUAAUAAUAAUAAUAAUAAUAAUAAUAAUAAUAAUAAUAAUAGUUUUAUUAUUUUACCCCGCCCAUCUGACCUGGUUGGCCCAGCCACUCUGGGUGGCUGAUGUAUAUUUUGCUCUAGGAGGCUUCAUUUGGUCAGAAUCGAGUCAGCACUUCCAGAGUUAACACUAAAUACAUCUCUUCUAGUUAAGGAACCACC